GGGCACCGGCGGCGUACGCGUCAGGGGGCGAGAGCGAGGCUUUGGCGCAUGCGCAGCGUAGAUCCUCCCAGCAACCUCCAGCGCAAGAUGGCGCUGACCGAGUCUCUGCCGCUGGCCGUCUGAAGGAACGCCAAGUGUCUGUAUCCGCCGUCGCGUUGCAGCUCCGCGAAAAAACAGGCUGAGCCCCGGCGAAUGCGAUGGCCGCUGUGGUGGCCAAGCGGGAAGGGCCGCCGUUCAUCAGCGAGGCAGCUGUGCGAGGCAACGCCGCCGUCCUGGAUUACUGCCGGACCUCAGUGUCAGCGCUGUCGGGGGCCACGGCCGGCAUCCUCGGCCUCACCGGCCUCUACGGCUUCAUCUUCUACUUGCUUGCCUCCAUCCUGCUCUCCCUGCUCUUAAUUCUCAAAGCGGGAAGGAGGUGGAACAAAUACUUUAAAUCACGAAGACCCCUCUUUACAGGAGGUCUCAUCGGAGGCCUCUUCACCUACGUCCUGUUCUGGACGUUCCUCUAUGGCAUGGUGCACGUCUACUGAAUGGGGACAGGGAUGACUUUUUAAAAAAAAAAAAAAAAAAAAAAAAAACACAGAUUGGGAGGACUGUCGCCAGAAAUUAACACCGUGUAAACUUAGUUUUUAAGUUGUUGAAUUCGCUGCUUGUUCUGUAACGUUGUAAUUUAUAUCUGAAGACGAAGAGCCUGUAAUAUUCUUCAGAUUAAAUGAAGCGUGAGACACUC
Molecule: messenger RNA, 730 nt
Organism: Mustela lutreola (European mink)
Lineage: Eukaryota; Metazoa; Chordata; Mammalia; Carnivora; Mustelidae
Gene: EMC6
Product: ER membrane protein complex subunit 6
Exons: 2
Coding region: 198-530 (110 amino acids)
Biological process (GO): autophagosome assembly; protein folding in endoplasmic reticulum
Cellular component (GO): membrane; EMC complex; endoplasmic reticulum
Source: RefSeq, a predicted model, not a curated record